Molecule: messenger RNA, 2204 nt
Organism: Dicrocoelium dendriticum
Lineage: Eukaryota; Metazoa; Platyhelminthes; Trematoda; Plagiorchiida; Dicrocoeliidae
Source: the annotation of a GenBank genome assembly
UACAUCUGUCUCGGUCCAGCUUGCUUGUUCUCGUGGUCGACUCAGUAGAGCAUCGUCGUCUUGCGUGAUUGCCGUUUCGUACGUGCUACUGUGUUAGUUACUCGGUCGCUGAUUCUCACGUGCCGUUCGUUUGUAGCCGGGACAUUUCGUACGUGUCUCGAACCUGCCAUUCGGAAUAUAUUACAGAACUGGUAGCGUGGGUCUCGUUUGGUUACACAAAGCAGGUUCAUUGGAAUUUCAAUUGUGCACUGUAUUGCUGUACACCUAUCAAGUAAACAUUAAAAACUUUAUUUGCAAUUAAAAAAUAUGAUCUGUCAUUGAAACGAUCUUUUUGUUCAUUCGUGGCUUACUGUUGUCAUUAUGAAGAGAAAAAAAGUGCACAAACGCGCCAAGCAGGCCCAUAUACCCGUUACCGCUAAGGACGAAAUGCAAGAAUCAUCGAUCUUCUAUUCGGAACCAAACAUCAGACGGAUAGAAAAUUUAAACGCAGAAGUAAACGCCCUACUGGUCACUACAGACUCUUUACGGAUACUGAAAGACGAGAUAGCCAACAUUCAAGAUAGGAUGAGUGUAACGUCAUCCGACAUACAAGACUACCUAGAUCGUUGCGUCAGUCUGAAAGAAAACGAAUUCAAGACUUUGACUGCUCAUUUGAAAGCUCUGCAGGAGUGGACAAACGCCCAGAAGAAGGCGCAUGAGGAUCAAGUUGCUAGGUUACUUCUCGAAAUCGACGAGGUUGAAGAGCGACUGGGACUAGAAAAAACCAUCCUAACCGGAAAGAUUUCGUCGAUGGAAGAUAUAAGGGUGCAAAGAGAUGAGAUGCAAUGGAAGUUCUCGGAGAUGCAACGGAUGUUAGAUGAAACAACUAGCGCAAACCGAACGGAAUACUGUCUAAUGGAUUUGGAACUAACUAUAAUUCAACACCGCCUCCUGGAAGAGAUGAAGGAACGUGUCAGAAAUCUCGCCGACGCAUUCAAGUUGGCGACCGAGCAACGAGGAGAGAAGGUACAAAUGGAAACAGUGGAUAAAAAUGGUCGCCUUUCUCGUCAGCUGUCCCUCAUGGGCACUGGGGUGCUUACUGUACUGGAUAAAAACAAGUCCCUUCAAGCAGUCAACAGUCACCUACAGAAGGAUGUAUCCACUUUGAAAGAAGUAAAUGAACAAAUGCGAAGAAAAUUCGCGCUUCACCUCAAGCAUUUGGAAGAAACCAUCCGCAACUGUCAAGCUCAACAGAAUGAUCUUCAUGUACUGCGUGGGAAAGAAUCCGUGCAAAUACCCCACGACGCUGGACCUCCUGACGUUGAGCCGGAGAAUAUCGAAAAGGAGCUAAAUAGCAAAGUGGAACCCACAAGAAUACAGUUGGACCAAUUGAAAAUGCAGUACGAACAGACGAAAAGACGAAUCAAAGCAGAAUUGAUCCGCUUGGAAGAUGCGAAUGCGGCCAGACAGCUACUAAAUGAAAUGGUCUCCGAGGUGGCCCAGUCACUGCGCGAUGCACAUGAGUUAUUUCAGCCAGAGGUAGUUCUAGCCAGGUCCGAAAAACGACACCGGAAGAAUCGCCUUCUGGCGGCAUUGUUCGUUCUUCUGUCCACGAGCGAUCUAUUGGGCAGUCGAACUACUCUUCGUCAACUCGGAAUCUCGAGUAUAAACCGAUCCUCGUCUCCACCCUAUCGAUUACCUUUUAUGAAUCGGUUUUCCAGUCCAACAGUCGGCACUGAACACAGUUGUGCCGCUUCCAUUGCUGGUGCUUUGAAAAUUCAUCACCUUGUUACAACUGAUCUCCUGGAGUAUGAACCCGAAGAGCACAAUGCAAGCUCGUGCGCCCAAUUGACCAGUGAGCUACUUCGCGGACUUCACCAGCACUUGCGCCACCAAGACAAACCAAGUUCGUCUGUUCGUUCGGUCACUGUCAAGGCUGUUCCACGGGCGGAAACCGCUUCACAAUGUCACACGAUGCCAGCACUUCAGACAUCAACCAGUGACCAGUACGCUUCUGUGAGACUGCCAAAGUUAAGAAACAAACCACGGAUGCGGCUACAGCAUAGCUCACGUAUGUUUCGAAUUUUCAACUCUCCAGAUCAGGAAUGCUUGCCCAGUUUAUACCCGCUCACUGUUUUAUGAAUCAUAACAUUGACUGAUCUGCUUCAAUAAAUAAACUUAUGGCAACAUAAUGCAGAUUGUUCUGCUUAUUCUCCAAUAAAGGC